Molecule: messenger RNA, 1182 nt
Organism: Symbiodinium sp. CCMP2592
Lineage: Eukaryota; Dinophyceae; Suessiales; Symbiodiniaceae
Source: the annotation of a GenBank genome assembly
AUGGCGCAACAUGCUCCCUACGUGCGAACACAAGGCAGUGGAGUCUCCGUUCGGACUUCUCGAGAUUCAGGGCGAUCUGCUGGGAGUCGGUACGUUCCGAAGGCCAAGAGUAGUCCUUCUCAAGCACUCCACAGGGUGCGAAGUGCAGCACGAAAGGAUGCCACUACACAGACGCAACUGUCGCUCUCGCUGACUCCUGUGGCCAUGGAGAAGACUCAAUUAGAGCCAGCAGAGCUUCAAGCGGCACAAGGGCUUCAAGGUCCAUCAGACACUCCAAGAGCGAGUCGGAUCACGAAGGAUUCCUGGGGCCUUGCGUCGCUGGACCCAAGCACUUGGCCGGUCUUCAAGGAUGGCUUCGGCUCCUGCAACAGCUUGACCAUCGCGCCCGUACCUGAAGGCGACCCUGUAUCAGAGGGACACCCGAUGGAAUGUGUUGACGAAGCUCUUGCCACGGCCCGUCACGAGAACGAGUCUUUGCGCCAACUCUGCUACGAUUUGGUAAGCUUGGCACAGGAGAAGGACUUCCCUGAGGCGCCGAUUAGCCAUGAGGUGCUGAUUGCGGAGGCCCGAAAGAGCUUGCUGGCUGUUAGCCAGCAAAUGCUCCAAGCUGCCAAAGAACACGACGAUGCCAUGCCUGCGGGGAGGAAUGCGCAGUCAUCUCCAUGUGAUGCGCCAGCCAAGUCCGCAAGCGCCGCAACCCCCAACUCGGCGAGCUCGAGGUGGAUGCCUCUGUCCGCAUCGUCUUCACCCUCUGAGCCUGUUGCUCGGAACAUGAAUGGUACUUGCAUGUCGGCGAGUACAGCAUGUACGCCCACAGAGACCUGCCAAAGCAUCACCGUGACCAGCAGCCCAGUCUCGAGAGUCGUAAGCUUGGAUGGUCGGGCUCAAAGCCCCGUGGCGGCGACAUCUCCGACAGCCUGGUCUCCAUCCUGUCCUGUGUCUCCGAUGUGGAGCCCUGUUACGCGGACGCGGGUCACGCGAUUUGCUUCUGACGGAACCCGCAGCCCGGUUCUGGCUACCCGAGCCACGUUGCCGGUAAUUCCAAUUGCGGGCAUCGCGUUGUCGCCAUCACAUCCAGUUUACUCCACUGCUCGGCUGGGAAGGUCUCGAUCUGUCAGCGUCACUAGGCGGCACUACAAGCAGUGUUGGGUCCUCCAGCACGAGGAGCGAAUCAUUCUGUGA